Akanthomyces muscarius is the source of this 1374-nucleotide messenger RNA. RefSeq lists its product as uncharacterized. Gene Ontology annotation, molecular function: cysteine-type aminopeptidase activity. The transcript is spliced from 2 exons. Gene Ontology annotation, cellular component: cytoplasm. Lineage: Eukaryota; Fungi; Ascomycota; Sordariomycetes; Hypocreales; Cordycipitaceae. The coding region runs from base 1 to 1374 and encodes 457 amino acids. Gene Ontology annotation, biological process: proteolysis; response to toxic substance; L-homocysteine catabolic process. The record is from RefSeq and is a predicted model, not a curated record.
AUGACAUCUCAAAAGCUCUCUCGCGCUGCUGCGCCUCUUGCCGUAGCCGACGUCACGGCUCGCGGGACUCAAUUCCUCAGCGACAUCACCAAUCGCAUGCGCCACUUGACGCUCUCCAAGGGCGAUCCGACAGAGGCUCUCAUGAACCCGGACGCGGCCAUCGCCUGCCCGCACCUCUUCAACACGACCAUCCCGCAGGAAGGCAGCCCCGUCACGCACCAGAAAGCCAGCGGCCGGUGCUGGCUCUUUGCCGCGACCAACGUGCUGCGCGUGCCCAUCAUGAGGCGCUUCCACCUCGAGUCGUUUGAGCUGUCGCAGCAGUACCUGUACUACUACGACAAGCUGGAGACGGCCAACCAUGUGCUCGAGCAGGUCAUCGACACGAGCGACCGCGACAUCGACGACCGCCUGGUGCAGCGGUUGCUGCUGGACCCCGUGGAGGAUGGCGGCCAGUGGGACAUGUUCUGCAACCUUGUAGAGAAGUACGGCGUCGUGCCGCAGUGCCUGUACCCGGACACGUGGAGCGCGCAGAAUGCCCGGCUGAUGCGCACGGUGCUGGCGACCAAGAUUCGCGAGUUUGCGCUGGUUCUUCGCGCGCUGGCCAAGACGGGCGAUGCUGAUGCUGUCGAUGCGAAGAAGACGGAGCAGAUGGGCCAGAUCCAGGACAUUCUCACGACGCUGCUCGGAGCGCCGCCGAGGGCAGACGAGGAGUUUGUGUGGCAGUUUGCGGACAAGGACAAGAAGAUGGGAGAGCACCGCAGCACCCCGCUGGCGUUUGCGGAGCAGUUUACGGGCAGAGGAAGCGAGUGCGACCUGCAGAGCCUCACGUCCGUUGUGCAUGAUCCGCGGAAUCCAGUCAACACGCGCCUCACGAUUGACCGUCUCGGCAACGUCGUCGGCGGCCGCAGCGCGACCUACAUCAACGUGGACAUGGCCGCGCUCAAGACGGCCUGCGUCGAGAUGCUCAAGGCCGGGCGGCCCGUCUUCUUUGGCUGCGACUUUGGCAAGUUCCGCCACCGCGGCGAGGGCGUCAUGGACCUGGCCGUGUUUGACUACGCCGCCGGCCUCGGCACCACCCUGCUGGAGCAGAGCAAGGCGGACCGCCUGCGCGCGGGGGAGUCGCUCAUGACGCACGCCAUGGUGCUCACGGGCGUGCAUGUGGAAGCGGGCAGGCCGGUGCGCUGGAGGGUGCAGAACAGCCACGGGACGGAGCACGGGGACAAGGGGUACCUGGUCAUGACGGAUGCGUGGGCGGAUGAGUUUUUGUACCAGGCGGUGGUGGAUGCGGAGUUUCUGGGGGAGGAUGUGAGGAAGGCGCUGGAGAGCGAGCCGGUGGUGCUGCCGCUGUGGGAUCCGUUGGGUUCGUUGGCAUGA